Messenger RNA from Dermacentor silvarum, 480 nucleotides. Its product is annotated as SUMO-conjugating enzyme UBC9-B. The transcript has a single exon. NCBI's taxonomy places the organism in Eukaryota, Metazoa, Arthropoda, Arachnida, Ixodida, Ixodidae. The record is from RefSeq and is a predicted model, not a curated record. Gene Ontology annotation, molecular function: SUMO conjugating enzyme activity. Bases 1 to 480 code for a protein of 159 amino acids. Gene Ontology annotation, biological process: protein sumoylation. Gene Ontology annotation, cellular component: nucleus.
AUGUCUGGAAUAGCAGUACGUCGUCUUUCGGCAGAGCGCAAAGCCUGGAGGAAAGAUCAUCCGUUUGGAUUUGUUGCUCGACCAUCUAAGAACGCGGACGGCACAUUGAACCUGUUUGAGUGGGACUGUGCCAUCCCUGGGAAACAAGGUACACCCUGGGAAGGAGGCCUGUACAAGUUACGGAUGAUAUUCAAGGAUGACUACCCCUCCACGCCACCAAUCUGCAAAUUUGAGCCCCCCGUGUUCCACCCCAACGUCUUUUCUUCGGGCCAAGUGUGUUUGUCUUUGUUGGACGAGGAUAAGGGAUGGCGAGCGGCGACCACGAUGAAAGACAUUUUGCUUGGGAUACAGGCUUUACUCGACGAGCCGAAUGUCGACGACCCGGCGCAGCUCGAGGCAUCGGAGGUAUACAAGCGAGAUGCCCAAGAGUAUAGGCGACGUGUAAUUCAACAGGCGAAAAAUAUGCCACCGCCUGAAUAG